Prunus avium (sweet cherry) is the source of this 1530-nucleotide messenger RNA. Its product is annotated as Mitochondrial substrate carrier family protein. The record is from RefSeq and is a predicted model, not a curated record. Lineage: Eukaryota; Viridiplantae; Streptophyta; Magnoliopsida; Rosales; Rosaceae.
AGUCGGCCUAAAAAAAAAAACGUGAUUCUCUGACAUUGUAAUUUGGUAGACAUCUAAGGUCAUACUAUAAACUUGUCCAUUUUCAUUUUCAUUUUUAAUUAUAAUAAUUUUCAGGUCUUGAGGAAAGCAAGGAGGAAGAGGGUUUGUUGUGGGUGCAGUGUACUCUGUUAAAUUGCCUCUUUGCUUUCCUUUGUUUUCUCCUCUUCUGCAACUCCAAAGCAGCCUGCUUGGAACCCAUCUCCCCUUUCUCUCCCUUCGAGCUCUCACUAUCUCACUUCAAAUCCAAAUAUGGGAGACAAAAAUAAGCCCAAGUCUGGUGUUUGGCCCACCAUUAAGCCCUUCGUCAAUGGCGGAACCUCUGGUAUGCUUGCUACCUGUGUUAUCCAACCAGUCGAUAUGAUCAAGGUGAGAAUUCAAUUGGGUCAGGGAUCGGCGGCCCAGGUCACCAGGAACAUGAUUAAGGAGGAGGGUAUCGGUGCUUUGUAUAAGGGACUCUCUGCUGGACUGCUAAGACAAGCCACAUAUACCACAGCUCGUCUUGGAUCAUUCAGGAUUCUGACAAACAAAGCAAUUGAGGCCAAUGAUGGGAAGCCCCUACCUCUAUACCAGAAAGCCUUGUGUGGGCUAACUGCUGGUGCCAUUGGAGCAUCUGUUGGAAGUCCAGCAGAUUUAGCACUCAUUCGUAUGCAGGCCGAUGCCACUUUGCCUGCUGCUCAGCGCCGUCACUACACAAAUGCUUUCCAUGCUCUCUAUCGUAUUGUUUCAGAUGAAGGGGUUUUGGCACUUUGGAAAGGUGCAGGCCCUACUGUAGUUAGAGCAAUGGCAUUAAACAUGGGAAUGCUUGCUUCUUAUGAUCAAAGUGUUGAGUUUUUCAAGGAUUCCCUUGGAUUUGGUGAAGCUACUACAAUCUUGGGUGCCAGUAGUGUUUCAGGAUUUUUUGCUGCUGCUUGCAGUUUGCCCUUUGAUUAUGUGAAAACCCAAAUUCAGAAAAUGCAACCUGAUGCUCAGGGGAAGUAUCCAUACACUGGCUCUUUUGAUUGUGCCGUGAAAACCCUGAAAGCAGGAGGACCAUUGAAAUUUUACACUGGGUUUCCAGUAUAUUGUGUUAGAAUUGCCCCCCAUGUCAUGAUGACAUGGAUUUUCCUCAACCAGAUCCAGAAGUUGGAAGCAAACUUUGGGUUGUAGUUUUCUUCAUGGAAGGAUAUUUCGGCCGGAGUUGAGUUGAAACUUAAAACAAUAAUUUUUUUCUAGUUGUGUUGUAGUCCCGUUUCUGCGAUUUGACGUUUUCAACGUCGAACAAAUAUUGGAAAAUUUUUAUAGCGGGGUUGGAGUAGGAUUACUGAAUUUAUGGUAUUUGUACUUUGUAAUUUUUAGGGUGUGAUUGGAAUAGGAUAUUACACCCCCUUCUGAUUCUGAAGCUGGGAACUUCAGAGAGAGAUCGUCUCAAUAGGCACAAUUGGACGAAUGUUGAAGAGAAAUAAAUUUUGUACGCCACACUAUAAAACAGGGGUUUGACGUUUUGAGCAUCAA